Messenger RNA from Desarmillaria tabescens, 2251 nucleotides. RefSeq names its product caspase domain-containing protein. Gene Ontology annotation, molecular function: cysteine-type endopeptidase activity. NCBI's taxonomy places the organism in Eukaryota, Fungi, Basidiomycota, Agaricomycetes, Agaricales, Physalacriaceae. The transcript is spliced from 9 exons. The record is from RefSeq and is a predicted model, not a curated record. Gene Ontology annotation, biological process: proteolysis. Bases 57 to 2120 code for a protein of 687 amino acids.
CUUGGCAAUAAUCCGAUCUCCCACCAUUGUCCCUUUGUUUCUGUAGAAUCUCGAAAAUGCUUCUGUGGUGGAUUAAUAUCGUCGUGAGCACUGCCAAAGAAGUGCUCUGGUAUCUCCAAACGCCUUCACCGCUAUCGGAUCAUCCUCAGGCCUCUUCGCCAUCUGAAGUACCUCAGGAGAAGCCUCCGCCUCCUCCCACAGAGAUUGUUAUCCCGAUCCCAGCACCGUCGCUGUUUGCACUCAUCAUUGGCAUUGACAAGUAUAGCGAUCCAGGAGUCCAUAAUCUGUCGGGCGCUGUUGCCGACGCGGAUCACGUAGAAAAGUUCUUGAUUGAAGUUGUGCGCGUCAAGCCUGGAAACAUUAAAAACUUGCGCGAUGAACAGGCCACACGACACGUCAUUGUUGAAGAGAUCCAUCGAAUGGCAAACGAUGUUCGAAUCAAGAAGGAAGAUCCUAUUCUCAUCUUCUUCGCUGGCCACGGUGCUUUUGGCAAGGCAGAAAGCUCGAGCGAGAAAAUCUCUAUGCUCGUUCCUUAUGGCUUUAAAGUUGCUUCCACGGAGGAGGAGGGGCAGGGCGUGCUGGAUAUCACGUUAGGAAGACUCCUUGCGAAUCUCGCAGAAAAGAAGGGCGACAACAUCACUGUGAUUUUUGAUUGCUGCCAUUCCGGCUCGGGAACUCGAACCGACGAAUACGACCCUACCUACGCGGUACGUAGCGUUGAACUUCCUCCAGACUAUACGAUCCCCGACCACAUCAUAUCCAAUGCGCGCACCACGAAGGUCCCUGAAAAUUUGGCCACGGCAGGCCUUGCCUCUCAUGUAUUACUUUCAGCCUGCAAAGAGCAGGAAUUUGCGCAAGAGAGAGGCAGACGUGGCCUGUUUACCAAAGCGUUGCUUGACCAACUGGAAAACUUGGGCAGCGUCGACAAAAUUACCUACCAGGCCCUCAUUGCUCGUCUGCCCGAUCUCGGAGUCGCUGUGAAGGCAUUAACCAGUCACGAAUAUUGUUCGACGCAAAGGCUCAGAAACCCGAACGCGUGCUGUAUCCACUUCGAAGGUCGUCGGAAGACUCUGGAAGCGUAUGUUUUGGAUGCCGGAGAGGCCAUUGGAAUAAAGGAAGGCUCCCAGUUCGCGGUCUUCGAGGACCUGAAUGUGGACUCUACGCCUGUCGGUACUCUAGUUGCGUAUGAGACGUCGCCUUUCACCACCGUCAUGCGGCGUGCGUCAGAUAGUCCUUCCUUUGAGCUUGAGAAACAGGGCUUUGCACUACAGACCCUGGUGGCGAAGGGCGAUGAUUUACGUUUGUUCAUCGAGUUGAACUCACAGCUUCUCGAUGUAUUCCAGAGUGUUAAGGAAGAGAUGGAGAAAAAAGAUGCUUCGAAGAGAGGAAUCGUUCUCGUCGAGGAAGAUGAAAAUCCAGAUCUGAUUGUGGCAGUCGAACACGACCAGGUGGUGUUCAAUAUUACUGAACCUACUUGCAAGAAAUAUGGUUUGGAGCGCAUGCCAUUUAAAGUUUCUGCUGACGUCUCCAUCAUUUACCCCAUCCUUCGUGGUGCUGCGGAUUUCUACUGGCUUCUCCAUCAUACGAGCAAUGAAGGCUCCUUGGCGGAGAACGUCAAGCUCGAGGGUUUCUGUCUCCAAAAGACGGGAAAGCGAGACAAGAAACUGAAGCCGAUUCUGGCUCCUUUCGGAGCCAACUUGAUUCAAGAUAAUGGUGUAAUGAACGUCUUUGUUGACGACAAAAACGUCUAUGGCUUCAAGAUCACAAACAACUGGGAAAUACCACUUCAUGCUGCCUUGUUCUAUCUUGACGCAAGUGAUCUGAGCAUCACCCCAUAUUUCCUGCCUCCAACUGCGAAAGCGAAUCUGGUGGAUGAACCCCUUCCGGCGGAAGGCUCCCUGACGAUCGGUUAUGGGUCGGGUGGCGAAAGGCCACGAGAAUAUUAUUUGAGAGAGAAUCAAGACGUCGAUAUUGGGUUUCUGAAACUACUGGUUUCGACGGAAUACGUUGACUACUUCGAAGUUGAAACAGUCUUCACCGUUCCCCCAAGGCCGUCACCUCCAGCGUUAUGGGACACGAUACUGAUCACAGUCGUUCAGCGAAAGGGAAAGAGUGCAUAGAUGUAGAACUGUGGAAAUCGGAUGUCGGAUUGGUGUCCAACGCGGGUACCCUACGAGUAUUAGUGUAUGAGUAUGAAAUGUUGAACAAUCGAAGCACUAGUAGAUUUGAAGCAAAAUUGCUUUUAGCCUCC